Molecule: messenger RNA, 468 nt
Organism: Kluyveromyces lactis
Lineage: Eukaryota; Fungi; Ascomycota; Saccharomycetes; Saccharomycetales; Saccharomycetaceae
Gene: SOD1
Product: superoxide dismutase SOD1
Exons: 1
Coding region: 1-468 (155 amino acids)
Biological process (GO): removal of superoxide radicals
Molecular function (GO): copper ion binding; superoxide dismutase activity
Source: RefSeq, a predicted model, not a curated record
AUGGUUAAUGCAGUUGCAGUUUUGAAGGGUGAUUCCUCUGUUUCAGGUAUUGUUAGAUUCGAACAAGAAUCAGAAGAUCAACAAACCAAGAUUUCUUGGGAAAUCACUGGUAAUGACGCCAAUGCUUUGAGAGGUUUCCAUAUCCAUACUUUUGGUGACAACACCAAUGGUUGCACCUCUGCUGGUCCACAUUUCAACCCAUUCAACAAGAACCACGGUGCUCCAGAAGAUGAAGAAAGACACGUCGGUGACUUGGGUAACAUUCCAACUGAUGCUCAAGGUAUUUCUAAGGGUAGUUUGACUGACAAGCACAUUAAGUUACUGGGUCCUCUAUCUAUCGUCGGCAGAACCGUUGUUGUUCACGCUGGUCAAGAUGAUUUAGGUAAGGGUGGCGAUGCUGAAUCUUUGAAGACCGGUAACGCCGGUGCCAGACACGCCUGUGGUGUUAUUGGUAUCUCUAACGCUUAA